Pogoniulus pusillus (Red-fronted tinkerbird) is the source of this 7306-nucleotide messenger RNA. It is a transcript of the gene MEGF11, whose product is annotated as multiple EGF like domains 11. The record is from RefSeq and is a predicted model, not a curated record. The transcript is spliced from 27 exons. Gene Ontology annotation, biological process: heterophilic cell-cell adhesion. Gene Ontology annotation, molecular function: protein binding; scavenger receptor activity. Bases 508 to 3918 code for a protein of 1136 amino acids. Lineage: Eukaryota; Metazoa; Chordata; Aves; Piciformes; Lybiidae.
CUCUGCAGUGAGGGCUACUGGGAAUAAAUCACAGAAACUACAACAGCAGCAAAUUAUAUUUACAAAAUAUUCAUUUAUAGUAAAUAAUGAUGGUCAAAUAGAGAAAAAAAAAAGAUUUGUAUACUGCAAAUCAGUGGAGCUCCAUCUGCAUGCUACUGCCUGCUGAAAGAGAAAGGUUACAUCCACUUCCUGCCCAGCACUGCCUUAGAAACCCUCCAGGGCAGAAGUUGUGGCUAAUAUAAACCGAGCUCUGUUGAAUAGCAAAGUUCCACCUGCUGGUUGUGGUCAGGAGACAACAAAACACCACUUAAGAAGCAAACUAAUAGAGUGGGCUCUCGUGAUGGUUGAGGCAGCUGCUACAUCCAUUCCAAUCCACAGGAAUUUGGGGCCAAGCAACUUCCAAUAAGCUUUCUUCUGCUCUCCUGUUGAUGUGCUGUGAGGCUUCAUGUGCUGAUAGCCUGUAAACCCAGGAUCCACUAGGAAUUCUUAACACUUUGAGACACAACAAUGGUGGCACAUAUGGUAUUCAAGUGGAUUCUAAAAGGACUCAUUCUAUCUUUUCUGCUCAAGACUACUCUGGCCCUAAACCCAGAUGAUCCAAAUGUUUGCAGCCAUUGGGAAAGCUAUGCUGUGACUGUACAGGAAUCCUAUGCUCAUCCUUUUGAUCAGAUCUAUUACACAAGAUGUACGGACAUACUGAACUGGUUCAAGUGCACUAGACAUAGAAUAAGUUAUAAAACAGCAUAUCGAAGAGGCCUGAGGACGAUGUAUCGGCGGCGAUCUCAGUGUUGUCCAGGAUACUAUGAAAGCGGAGACUACUGCAUACCACUCUGCACUGAGGAGUGUGUGCAUGGCAGAUGUGUUUCUCCUGACACUUGCCACUGUGAACCAGGGUGGGGAGGUACUGAUUGCUCCAGUGCAAGGGCCAUCUCUGAAGGGCUGGGGGAACACAGCACGGCACUGGCAGAGACUGGUGGGAACAGCAACUACAACAGUUGCGACAGCGAGCACUGGGGACCCCACUGCAGCAACCGCUGCCAGUGCCAGAACGAAGCUCUCUGCAACCCCAUCACGGGUGCCUGCGUCUGCGCCGACGGCUACCAAGGGUGGCGCUGUGAAGAGCUCUGCGACCCGGGGAGCUACGGCAAGGGCUGCCAGCUGGAGUGCCAAUGUCACAACGGCGCUACCUGCGACCAUAAAACCGGAGAAUGUCACUGUGCUCCUGGAUACACCGGGGUGUUUUGUGAAGAGCGCUGUCCCCCAGGCAGUCACGGAGCUCAGUGUGAAUUGCGCUGCCCCUGCCAGAACGGAGGAGUCUGCCACCACAUCACUGGAGAGUGCUCCUGUCCUCCCGGAUGGAUGGGGCUGGUGUGUGCACAGCCAUGUCCUCCUGGAACGUUUGGAAUUAACUGCAGCCAGGACUGUCCGUGCCACAAUGGAGGACACUGUGAUCCCGUGACAGGAAAAUGCAUCUGUGCAGCUGGCUAUGUAGGAGACAGGUGUCAAGAAGAGUGUCCUAUUGGGACAUAUGGCUUCCAGUGCACACAAAGGUGUGACUGCCAAAAUGGUGCAAAGUGUUACCACGUAAACGGAGCGUGUCUGUGUGAUCCUGGAUUUAAAGGGAUUUACUGCCAGGAAAGAAUGUGUCCAGAAGGGUUUUAUGGCCUCAAAUGCAACAAGAGAUGUCCUUGCAAUGCUACUAAUGCUCUCAGUUGCCAUCCAUUGUCUGGAGAAUGUAGCUGCAAAGCUGGCUGGGCUGGACUUUACUGCAAUGAAACCUGUCCCCCUGGAUACUAUGGUGAAGACUGCGAGCUAACCUGCCCUUGCCAGAAUGGUGCAGAUUGUGACAGCAUCACAGGGAAGUGUACAUGUGCUCCAGGAUAUAUGGGAGAUGACUGCACCAUUACCUGCAUGGCAGGAACCUACGGAACCAAUUGCUCAUCGGUCUGUAAUUGCAAAAACGAGGGUGCGUGUUCCCCCGUGGACGGGCUGUGCUAUUGCAGAGAAGGGUGGCAAGGAGUGGACUGCUCCAUUCCAUGUUCAAGUGGAAGCUGGGGUCUGAACUGUAACCAGACGUGUUCAUGCACAAAUGGAGCAGCGUGCAGGCCAGCAGAUGGCUUCUGUCUUUGCUCACCUGGAUGGCAAGGAGAGUACUGUGACCAGCCAUGUCCUGAUGGAACAUAUGGUCUUAAUUGCAGUGAACGUUGUGACUGUAGCCAUGCAGAUGGGUGCGAUCCUGUCACCGGUUACUGCUGCUGUCUGGCAGGCUGGACAGGCAUCCACUGUGACAAUACAUGCACCCAAGGGCGCUGGGGACCAAACUGCUCCAUCUCCUGUAACUGUGAGAACGGGGGAUCCUGCUCCCCAGAGGAUGGUACCUGUGACUGUGCACCAGGAUACAGAGGACCUCUGUGCCAGAGAAUUUGUCCCCCAGGCUUUUAUGGACAUCACUGCAGCCAGCCGUGCCCGCAGUGUGUGCACAGCAAUGGGCCUUGUCACCACGUGUCGGGACACUGCGAUUGCCUGCCUGGAUUCUUUGGCGCGCUCUGCAACCAAGUCUGUCCUAGUGGAAAAUACGGGAAGAACUGUGCCGAGGUCUGUCAGUGCACUGAGAACGGGACUUGCAACCCCAUCGAUGGAUCCUGCCAGUGUUUUCCAGGCUGGAUAGGCACAGACUGCUCUCAGACUUGUCCCACUGGUUUUUGGGGCCCUGAUUGUUUUCAUUCAUGCAACUGCCACAACGGAGCAAUGUGCAGCCCUUACGAUGGAGAAUGUAGAUGUACUCAUGGUUGGACGGGGCUCUACUGCACUCAGCGUUGCCCAGCUGCUUUUUAUGGGAAAAACUGUGCCAAUGUUUGUCAGUGUCAGAACGGAGCAGACUGCGAUCACAUCACCGGCCAGUGCACGUGCAGAACUGGAUUUACAGGCAAACAAUGUGAGCAAAAGUGCUCACCAGGAACAUUUGGUUAUGGUUGCAAACAGCUCUGUGAAUGCAUGAAUAAUGCUACGUGUGACCAUGUCACAGGUACUUGCUACUGCAGUGCCGGCUUCAAAGGAAUCCGAUGCGAUCAAGCGGCUCUUAUGAUGGAAGAAUUAAACCCCUAUACUAAAAUUAGCCCUGCUCUUGGAUCAGAGAGGCACUCAGUGGGAGCAAUCAUUGGAAUUAUUAUUCUCCUUCUAAUUAUUAUGGUCUUGCUGGCACUGUUUGUGUGGUAUCGACGGAAACAGAAGGAGAAAGGCCAUGACAUGCCAAGUGUAUCUUAUACUCCAGCCAUGAGGAUGACUAAUACAGAUUACUCACUUUCUGAUAUCUCUCAAGGUAGCGGCAGUGUACAUUGUUUUUCCAAUCCAAGCUACCACACUCUCCCCUGUGGUGUGACUUCACGCUUCUUUACCAGUAAUCUGGAUGGAAACAGCUCCAGUAAGCUCAGUAACAAAAUCCUUGACAGAGAAACUGCAGACUGGAGACCCUACAGCUAUCUGAAUGAACUAGGUGCUUGUGGGAUGGAUAGACGUCAGAACACAUACAUAAUGGAAAAAAGCUUCAAAGAUUAUAUGAAAGAAUCUGUGUGCAGCUCCAGCACUUGUUCCCUGAACAGCAGUGAAAACCCAUACGCCACCAUUAAAGACCCUCCCAUUCUAACCUGCAAACACUCUGAGAGCAGCUAUGUGGAAAUGAAAUCACCUGGCCACAGAGAGUCCCCCUAUUCAGAAAUGCCAACUUCAUCCACAGCCAACAAAAACAUCUACGAAGUUGAGCCCACUGUCAGCGUGGUCCAAGACGCCCGCGGUCGGAGUGCCAGUUACCUCCAGAAUCCAUACGACCUGCCUAGGAACAGCCACAUUCCUAGUCACUACGACCUCCUCCCCGUACGGCACAGCCCGACGCACGGGCCCUCUUGGGACAAGCAGUCUUAGAGGCACGAACUUCAGCGCUGCUGCAAGCACGGCCUCCGAGGAAGCCACGGCUCUUGGGCGCUGCGGGACGCUGGCGGGGCUUCGGACUCUCUGCCACAAGGACAUAACACACCACAACAUCAGCUUGGGCCAGCUGCUGCUGCAUGAGGUUAUUUAUAGUGACAUUUUUGUAUGCGUAACAGGAACUAACGAGAGCCUCCUCCACCUGUGACUGGAGCAUGUCACCCCCAGGAAGGUGUCUACGUGCUCCAGGCAAGAACUCUCGGUGGUGUGUUCUAACCCUGGCUUUGCUGUAAAAUAAACCACAGAGACAUACUAAGUAGGACCUACAGAAAUGUACAUUUGUACAAACUGCAUCAAGAAACCUUUUACUCUUAGGAACAAGGUGACUAGGAAUGCGCUGGAAUCUACUUUACAUCUUUCUCAUGGAAGUGGACACCUUUCUCUACGAAAGCAGGGAAACUUCUCAUUCCACUGCCUGGAAACCUCAUUUAAUGCCAUCGCCAUCUGCAACCUGUGCAGAUCAUUGCUAAUUAGCACUUGAGAUGUUCAGCUUUAUAUUCAGUACCAGGAUAUCCGAGUAGAGGAGUAGUAACACAGGCACAUUCUGCACAGUUCCAAAUGUAACAUCUUGGCAAACGUCCCCUGGUCUUUGCUAAUGACUUGUGCUUUGACAAUGAGUCUCACACCCAGCUUACUACACUUGUAACAAGCUAUAAAUACUUCGAUUGGCACAGAUAGACUUUCAUUUCUCUUUUACAGCUUCUGUUUUGUUAGAUGAAUCCAGAUUUGUCAGGCAGUAUAAACUGAUGCACCUUCAAUUACUUCCCUGGGACACCGCAGGUUUGCACAGACUAACCUUGGUUCAGGUUCUUUUCACAGGAUGUUAGGGGUUGGAAGGGACCCAAGGAGAUCAUCGAGUCCAACCCCUCUGCCAGAGCAGGACAAUACUAACACAGAUCACAGAGGAACACAUCCAGACAGGCCUUGAAAGUCUCCAGAGAAGGAGACCCCACAACCUCUCCAGUGCUCUGCAACCCUUACAGUAAAGAAGUUGCCCCUUGUGUUGAGGUGGAACCUCUUUUGCUGCAAUUUACACCCAUUGCUCCUUGUCCUAUCACAGGGAGCAAGUUCUUUUCCUAAAACUAAUCAGCUUCUGCAGAUCCUCCUUACAAACCAUCUCAGCCUGACUCACUGCCCUUCAUCACACCAUUUAAUUUGAUGUGCAUUACCAUGUAGUGCAACUUUACUCACUGAUUACCUGAAAAGACAUUAAAUUGAGCUGAAACUGGCUUUUCUUUUCCAGCAGCUGUCUGUGAUUAUCAAGGGGUUGACCCAGGCUAAAGUUUUGGAGUAAGCCACCAUGAUUGUUAUUUUUUUUCAGUAAUCUUUAUUGAUCUAGAAAGUAGAAUACUUGCCAUGAAGCAGUUCCUUGUAGAUUUUGAGCAUGAAAAUAGUACUGAUUCUAAGUAUGUAAUUUUAUUAGGCAAACAUGGAAUUAGCAAGUCGAUUGCCUCUUAAAUAUAGACCACAAAAUUCUGUUGCACAUUUGCCAGUCUGAUGGAAACAGAUGAGAACAAAACCAGCACAGUUCCUUUGCUCAAAACAUGAUCACCUACCUAACCUGCUGGUCUAGGGGACUGAUAAGAGGCACCUUCCAACUCAGAGGCUUGAUCCUGGCUCUGAGUCAGACUUGGAUCACCUGUAGCACUCCAUGUCACCCAAGACAGGCUCAGCCCUUGGGGACUUAAGCCCCUGACAUGGGGGUACUGAGCUGCUGUCAGCCUGUGCAGCACCCCUGGGCUUGUGCCAUGCUGGAAGCCCAAUUAUAUGCUGCUGAAGGAGCCAAGACCCCUCGGGGCAGUUGGGUUGACUCUGAUCCCUGCCCUGCAAACCAGCAGCUUUGCAGCAAGACAGCUGAGCCACCCCCCAGGCUUCCAGUGCAGCAGAUUUUCAUGUUGCAGGAUAAUGCCCAGGUAGUUUGACGGAUUCUGCAUGUGUGCAUGGGGGCAAUGACUCAUCAGCAACAGCAAUUUUCUUUUCCAGGAAUGCCUUAUCUGAGGUGUAAGUAGACCAUUAUUGCAUAGGGCCAGCAGGAAUAUGUUGUACAAACACGAACAGAAAGACUUACCUCAAAGGAAAAAAAAAAGGAAUCGUGAGAAAGGCAAUUGGCUAAGGAAUGCUUUUGUUUGAGACCUACCUUGACACCGAGCACAAGCAGUCUCUCAGCUGCCAGCCUGACCAAUGUUUGUGUUGCUCUAAAGUUUGCAACUAGACUCCAGAGAACAAAGAUGCACCCAAUUAUUGUUUGGUGGUUUGGUUUUUUGGGGGUGGGUGUUUUUUGUUGUUAUUGUUUUGGGGUUUUUUUUUUGUUCAAAGCUGGAUUUUCAAACCAAAUGCAAUGACUGCAUAGAGCUUAACAGGAUAAAAAAAGGUACCUUCUUGUAUAUUGGCAUUAGCUUAGGAAAUAGGCACUGAAAUGGCAAUACUUUUUUAAGGCAAGACAGAUUUGUAAUAUAUUUGUUCACUGUGCAGAAGUACUCUACCUUGUACAAAAUAAACCGAGUUUCUCUCAGUGUGCACUUCUCAAACGUACUCAUUUGCAGACCAGAGCAGUCAGCCUGCGUUCAGGUCCAGCUGAGGAGGCUGAUCAUGAGGGGGCUGCCCCCAGGUCCCCAUCAGCAAAAAGAACCCACAGGCAGCAGGUUUACAAGCCAGCUGUGGCACGAUUCCUCAGAGAAUACAAUGCUCUAAGUCAGACUGAUGUAGAGUUCAUUAGAGCAAGAGCUUUAACCCCAAACUGGCUCUGUAAGGAUCUUCCUCACAAUUCCUCAGCAGUUAACCUUCGAGGGUCUCAGCAGGAGACCCCAGUGAUGCACAAACACAAUCAGACAAGCCCUUGCACACCUGCAAAGCACAGCCUGGGGCAACUGCCAGCACCAGGAUUUUAAUGAGGUGCACUUCAGUGCUUGUGGCGACAGUGCCCUGUGCCCCUAGCAGGUUGUUACGCCUUCAGGUGGGCAUUGAAGGACAGAGGGCAGCAGUUACCCCAGUGUACCCAUCAGUGCCAAGACAGGGCACAGGACAGCUUUCUUGGCAGGCUUGUCAGCACUCCCAGGGAGCCUGAUCAAUAAAUCACGAGCAGAGAUUUGCAGCAGAAACACCUUCAGCGUUAAUGACUCCCAGGCAGUGCAGCAGAUUGCUACACACCAGAGCUUUUUCAAUAUUUGUGCUUCAUAUUUCCUAAAAUCUUGUUAACUAAAGCCCAGCAUGUAAUCCUCUUACUUGACAAGCCACACUCAAUAAGCUAUGUAAGGCUGGAAACUCAUCAGGUUUGAACUGAUAGGAUAAGUAAUUCUAGCUUAAUAAAAAUGGCUUUAAAGCAGAA